Messenger RNA from Bicyclus anynana (squinting bush brown), 2065 nucleotides. RefSeq lists its product as uncharacterized. The record is from RefSeq and is a predicted model, not a curated record. The transcript has 7 exons. Bases 146 to 1513 code for a protein of 455 amino acids. NCBI's taxonomy places the organism in Eukaryota, Metazoa, Arthropoda, Insecta, Lepidoptera, Nymphalidae.
UCGGCUCUCCCACAGGGGCCAAGAUACACUGGCAGUGGCACAGCUUAUGUUAUGAGUUUGGUUUAGUUUAGUUCAGAGGCCGGCUCCACUCCGAGCUCACGUGCUGUGCUAUAAUACAACAGUGACCAAGUUAUUUAUCUCAACCAUGGCAAACAUUCUUGAUGUGUCCACGGAUGACAACCUGCAAUACCAAUUCUUCCCGGUGUCCAGCGGUUCGGUCCAGUUCAAGAUAAGAGCUCCAAAUGACGCGCACAUUGCUCUCACCAUGGCCCCUCAGGAGUCUGAACCGAUGUAUGAGGUUUUCAUUGGUGGUUGGGGUAACACCAAGAGUGUAAUCAGGAGGAACAGAACAAAACCAGAGAAAGUUGAAAUCGACACCCCCAAUAUCCUCAACGCCGGCGAAUUCCGUGGUUUCUGGGUGCGUUGGGACGGCGGCGUCAUUUCCGCUGGCCGGGAGGGAGAGGCCAUUCCUUUCAUCUCUUGGUGUGACCCUCAGCCUUUCCCGGUCGGUUUCGUCGGUGUGUGCACCGGCUGGGGUGCCACUGGCACUUGGAAAAUUGAAGAUGGAGCCGAGUUCAAUACGCCCGACAAGUUAGAAUAUAAAUUCGGGCCCGUCGCGGCCGGCUCGUUGGAACUCGAAUACCGCGGUCCGCACAAUUGUCACAUAUGCCUCACGUCAGCGCCCGCUGAAAUCGACCCGAUGUACGAAAUCAUCCUCGGCGGUUGGGAAAACACACAAUCCGUCAUCAGACACUGCAGGCAGAAGCCCGACAAGGUGACCCUCCCGACUCCGGGUAUAAUGAAUCCUAACGAGUUUAGGAAGUUCGUCAUCGAGUGGCGCUGUGGGAGACUGAUGGUUCGUGACGGAAGAUCUGGUGCACCCUUGAUGGAGUGGAUGGACCCUUCGCCUUUCCCAGUGACCCACUUCGGCGUGCGCACUGGGUACGGCGCGAGAGGAAAUUGGCGUAUUUCGCAUUUCGGCAGAGGCGGUGCCCAGCCACUCCUGCCCCCACCGUCUGCUCCGUCUGCCGCUGCCCUCUACAGUCCUCCCCCUGGCUACCCCGGAAUCGCCCCGGUGUCCGGCGGUGCCGGCAUUUGGGUAGACGCCACGUCUGGCCAAGUGCCCCCGGGGGCUGUGGUCGGAGGCCAGGAUUGCUCGGGAGAGCCCAUCUACGUCGCCAGAGCGCGACAUGAGGGAGCUUUGAUCCCUGGCAAACUCGCGUCGUCCCACGGAUGCGCGUACGUGCCGUGGGGUGGCAAGGAAAACGGCAAGAACGAGUACCAGGUGCUAGUCGGUGGUCCGAACAGCUGGAUGCCGACCAGCGGUUCAAACAUUCCUCCUGGUGCAUUCCCCGGAGGCGAAUCCGAGGACGGCGAGCCUCUGUUCAUCGGCAGAGUGAGCCACGAAGGUAGCCUCACUACCGGCAAGGUGCAACAAUCUCACGGCGUCUGUUACAUCUCCUUCGGCGGCCAAGAGUUAGGCUUCCCCGACUACGAGAUUCUCGUUGCCUAAACUCGACCCCUUACUACGUCAAUCCAAUUCGUGUUCUAUCAGUAAACUGAACUGUCGAUUACUACCUCCAUUAUUGUUCAAGAGAAAACGGCUUCGUGAUAAAGUGCCUUUUAUAACAAGUUUUUUUUUUAAUUAUAUAUUUCAGACUUGUUUUCUCAAUUGAAUAAGAAGUGCCUAUCUAGAAAUACAUGCAAAUGAUGCAUUUUGGAAUUUGCCUAUUGUUCGAUAGACCUUAUACCUAGCAUGUAUUUGUAUGAAAUAAAUUGUGCGUUGCAUAAAGUCACCAAAUAUUAUUAUAUACGUUUGAUUGUGGGUAGAUACAAAUUGGAUUGUAUUGUCGAUUUAGAUGUGUAUAAGCGCUUUCAAAGCUUCGUGUCGUUGAACAUUCAAGGCUUUAUUAAUAAAACGUAAGGAAAUAUUAUGUACUGUGGUAAAUAUAUUCACAUCGUGCCUGGUAAUCUCAUUUUAAUGCACUGCGUAAUGCUCUCGUAGUCAUGUUGUUAUUUGAUGUAACAGCCAUGUUAUAUUUUUAUUAAAUUAUUUUUAAAUGUG